This is a messenger RNA of Nicotiana tabacum (common tobacco), 4622 nucleotides long. RefSeq lists its product as uncharacterized. Lineage: Eukaryota; Viridiplantae; Streptophyta; Magnoliopsida; Solanales; Solanaceae. The record is from RefSeq and is a predicted model, not a curated record.
UAACCAAAUCUCAUCAGCAAAAACCCCUAUAUCUAUCUUCCCCCUUUCUCCCCCAUUUUCUUUCUAAAUUCCCAAUCCGAUUUCACUUUUUUAAAUUCUCAAUCCACUGCUCUAUCUAAUCAGAAUUUUAUAGGAUUGAUACGCUUAAAUUUUUUAAUUAUAUAAAAUAUAUAGUUAUUGGCAUAAAAUUGUGGGAAUUUUCAUUUUCGAUCUAUAAUAAUCUGGGUAUUUAUGUGUUGUUCAGAUUGAAUUGAUAAACAUAAGAUAUUUGGGUGGGUUUUUGAAUCAAGAAUGAAAAUUGAAUCUACAAGGAAUUGAUAAUAAAAGAAGAAAAAUGCCGGGUUUAGCACAGAGAAAUGAUCACGAAUUGGGUGGGUCGGAUUCGCGUAAUGGGUUCUGGUCAAAGCAUAACGAUGGCAUCGGCCACAAUGAGCUCCAGAAGUUCUGGAGCGAGCUAUCACCCCAAGAGAGGCAGGAGCUUCUGAGGAUUGAUAAGCAAAUCCUUUUUGAGCAAGCUCGUAAGCACAUGUACUGUUCUAGAUGCAAUGGGUUACUGCUUGAAGGGUUUUUGCAAAUUGUCAUGUAUGGAAAGUCUUUGCAGCAGGAGGGAGCGUGUGCGAACCACCCUUCCGGCAGAGUAAGGGCCUUGAAGAAUCAGUGUGAUGGGGGUUUGUGUGUGACAACAGGUUGUGAGGAUGACGCUCAAGAUCCAUCCGUCCAUCCUUGGGGAGGUCUGACCACGACACGAGAUGGAGCACUUACCUUAUUGGACUGUUAUAUAUAUACAAAGUCCUUGGAGGGGCUUCAAAAUGUGUUUGACAGUGCACGUGCAAGGGAACGGGAGAGAGAACUGCUUUAUCCUGAUGCAUGUGGUGGAGGUGGUAGGGGUUGGAUAAGCCACGGAAUGACAGGCUACGUCAGAGGGCAUGGAACAAGAGAAACAUGUGCUCUUCAUACAGCUAGGCUUUCCGUCGACACAUUGGUGGAUUUUUGGUCUGCCCUUGGAGAAGAGACACGACAAUCUCUUUUAAGAAUGAAGGAAGAGGAUUUCAUUGAAAGGCUCCUUUACAGGUUUGAUAGCAAGAGGUUUUGCAGAGAUUGCAGAAAGAAUGUUAUCCGUGAGUUCAAGGAACUGAAAGAAUUGAAGCGUAUGCGCAGAGAACCUCGUUGCACUAGUUGGUUCUGUGUUGCGGAUACAGCUUUCCAGUACGAGGUUUCUAAUGACACAAUCCAUGCUGAUUGGCAUCAGACUUUCAUUGACAACUUUGGGACAUAUCACCACUUUGAAUGGGCAGUUGGAACGGGAGAAGGAAAAUGUGAUAUAUUGGACUAUGAAAAUGUUGGCUUGAGUGGAAGAGUUCAAGUUAAUGGUCUUGACUUGGGUGGUUUGAAUUCCUGCUACAUCACUUUACGCGCAUGGAAAAUGGACGGCAGAUGUACCGAGCUUUCAGUCAAAGCACAUGCCUUGAAGGGGCAACAAUGUGUACAUUGCAGACUUGUGGUUGGGGACGGUUUUGUAACCAUAACAAGAGGUGAAAGCAUUAGAAGGUUCUUUGAGCAUGCUGAAGAAGCUGAAGAAGAAGAGGAUGAUAACUCCAUGGACAAGGAUGGAAAUGACCUUGAUGGUGAAUGUUCCCGUCCUCAAAAACAUGCGAAGAGUCCUGAACUUGCGCGAGAAUUUCUUCUAGAUGCUGCAACUGUAAUUUUUAAAGAGCAGGUUGAAAAAGCUUUUAGAGAAGGAACAGCACGGCAAAAUGCACAUAGCAUAUUUGUCUGUCUUGCAUUGAAGUUGCUAGAGGAGCGUGUACAUGUUGCCUGCAAGGAGAUUAUUACUUUAGAAAAGCAGAUGAAACUUCUUGAAGAAGAAGAGAAGGAAAAGCGUGUAGAAGAAGAACGCAAGGAGCGGAGGAGGACAAAAGAAAAGGAAAAGAAACUCCGGAGGAAGGAGAGAUUAAGAGAAAAAGAAAAGGAAAGAGAGAAGAAAGGCUGUGAAUCAAAUGAAACUAAUUUUGUUCCUGAUGAUUCAAAGGAGGAGAUUUGGAGGAAGGAGAGAUUAAGAGAAAAAGAAAAGGAAAGAGAGAAGAAAGGCUGUGAAUCAAAUGAAACUAAUUUUGUUCCUGAUGAUUCAAAGGAGGAGAUUUGGAGGAAGGAGAGAUUAAGAGAAAAAGAAAAGGAAAGAGAGAAGAAAGGCUGUGAAUCAAAUGAAACUAAUUUUGUUCCUGAUGAUUCAAAGGAGGAGAUUUGGAGGAAGGAGAGAUUAAGGGAAAAAGAAAAGGAUAUAGAGAAGAAAAGUUGUGAACCUAACCAAACUGAUGAUGUUCCAAAGGAGGAGUCAACACCUAGUGUUGAUGAUGAUGAGUCGAAUUUGAUAAGCAAAAGGGCUUCAGUGAGUGAAAUGGGUGAAGUCAAUCGUUCCAGUCCUUUAUCCCCGGAUAACGAAUAUGAUCUACUUUUGGAUAGGUAUCAUUGCUCGAAUAUGCAAAUCCACUCUGAUGACUAUCUUGAGGAAUUCAAUAUUAAAGAUAUGAAUGUUUCGUCUGCAAGUGAUCAUUUGAGAUACUCCAGGCGGAGGCUAAAAUAUCGAAAUGAUUCCCAACCAGAUUCAGGCCUGAAAUGGUUUGAUAGACGACGGUUUGCUGUUGUUUCAGAGAGCGGAAGUGUAGUGAGCAAGCAUGACCCAAGACAUUACUGUGAUGACUUUGGAGCUUCUAAGAGUACUAAUAGGUUGAACAAGCAACUAAGAAAUAACGUUGCAAAGUCCAACAUAAAUAAUGGUGCCUCCAAGUUUGCGGAGAAGCUCCAAUGUUCAAAUAAUAAGAGGAUGAAUGACCGAUAUGACUCUGCCGAUUGCAGCUGUAACCAACACAUCGAUUAUAGAUCGAAGUUGGAUCCAAAUAUAGCCAGAGAAAUACAAGAUAACAAACCUGUGAGUAAGUCAGCAUCUUCAUCAGAUAUCUCCAAGCAGUAUUAUCAUGGAAACAAAUAUAAUCAACUCGAAUACAUGCGAGAAAAUGGUAGAAGACUCAAAAACAGAAUGCCUACAGGUAAUAAUUUGUCCAGCAGGGAUUCACCUGUUACUAAGAAAGUAUGGGAACCAACAGAAUCACAGAAGAAGUAUCCAAGAAACAGCUCUGACUCUGAUCUUACAUUGAGUACUGAAACUCUAGAGGAUCCAGAAUAUUUGAUUUCCAAUAGUUCGGAAGUAUCUAGUCCUCUUCAGAUCCAUCAUGAAGAAAAGGACGUUCAAGAAUCAAGAAAACCUGGCUCCAAAACAGAAAGCAACUGCAAAAAUGGUUUUCAUUUGGAAGAGAAAUCCCAGCAGUAUUUGAAGUAUUUAGGAGGAGAUGAUGAAAAUGAGUCGAUGCAGGGGUCUUCUUUGGGUUCAUCACAGAGAAGCUCUUCUAAUUCUGAUAAUUGCUCAUCCUGCCUUAGUGAGGGAGACAGCAAUACAUCCUUUUCAAAUCCUCGACAUCCAGAAUCAUCAUCAACGUCAGAUUCAGAAGAUUGCAGCCAAAAGUCAGAAGGAAGAGGAACUUCAGAAAUUAGGAACGGCUUUGCUGAUUGUUAUGAAGUUGGGCAACAAAAGGGGAAUGCUACUGGUAGUGGUGUUCAUGUUAAGUGCCUUACACCAGAUUCUGCAAGAACAACUACAGUGCAAAGUUUUCCUGUAACAGUUAAUUCAACUUGCAGUAGUGGAAAUAUGAAUGGGGCUUCUCUUGGAACUCAACCUCAACCUGUGCAUCCACCAGUCCAAAAUCAAGGCAUACACUUCCCUUUGUUUCAAGCUCCUGCAAUGGGUUAUUAUUAUCAAAGUCCGGCUUCUUGGGGAGCAGCUCCUGCGAAUGGCUUAAUGCCAUUUCCUCAUCCGAACCACUAUGUAUAUGCUAGCCCUUUUGCUUAUGGUCUGAAUGCUUAUACGCAUUUCAUGCAGUAUGGUGGCCUACAGCAUCUGACCCCUCCUGUUGUCAAUCCUGGUCAAUUCCCUGUUUACCAGUCAGUUGCUUCAACAAAUGAUACGUGCACAAAGAAAAGUGCUAAUGAUACAACUAUUGGCGGGUUAAAAGAUGCCUAUCACGAAGCUAAUAUGCAGAGGAUAGGGCAGCAUACAACAGAUAAACCAACUGUAAAAGCAGGUCAAAACGGGAAGUCUGGAAGUUCGGGCUUCUCUCUUUUCUCUUUCACUCCUGAUCCCUUUUCUUUGAAACAAGGGAUUGCGAGGAAUAUUUCUUCAGAUUUGACAGCUGAUCACACUGAGGGUGAUGAUGGUUGCAUUAAGAAAGAUCCAGUUGAAGAGUACAACCCGUUUGCAAACCGGAUUGAGUUUCCUUUUCCUGAUAUAGUUUGUUAACAGAGAUAUGAGGUGGCUGCAUGCGAGGUUUCAGUUUAUAUUCUCUACUGAGUCAUGGAAGUUUGAGUACUUAUAAUGUCAUACAGAAUAAUCCCCUGAAAAAAUUUAGCAAUUUUUUUCUUGAUUUAGUUGAUUGGUUUUGUUUUGUUUUGAGUUGUAAUCUGUUUUUUUCCUUACGUAGAGAGAGCAAAGGUUGAGAGAAUGACAGUGUUUCGAGUUAAAUUGUAUGCAAUGAGCUUUUUCCUAUACAAAUGAAUAUGGUGUUUGAUCGGCA